Laccaria bicolor S238N-H82 is the source of this 1770-nucleotide messenger RNA. RefSeq lists its product as uncharacterized. The record is from RefSeq and is a predicted model, not a curated record. NCBI's taxonomy places the organism in Eukaryota, Fungi, Basidiomycota, Agaricomycetes, Agaricales, Hydnangiaceae. The transcript has 2 exons. The coding region runs from base 1 to 1770 and encodes 589 amino acids.
AUGCGUAAGCUCUUCGUUCUCCUGUCCGUCCCCAUAUUGCUGCCAGCCGUUAUCGCUGCAGUCAACCUUCCCCCUCCAGACAACCCUCACCCUCCAAACAACCCUCCCCCUCCAAACAACCCUCCCCCGCCAAACUGCCUGGACAGCAUUCGAAGUGGAGCAUUCGGGACCGCAGGCGGUAGAGACAACCAUGGGAACCCUGCGGACAUAUCAACCGCCACUGCCAUCACAUACGAAUUAUGCCUAGCAGCCUGUGGGGCCGGUCCAGGGCCUUUCCAAUGGUCUCCUUUCUCCCAGCAGUUUAGCUCAUGGCUUUUGCCAUGGUUGGCUUUGGUGAGCCAACUCCCGUUUGGAUCAAACGACAAACUCGAUAAUUUGGAUUCUAUGCUGCUGACCAUCGGCUCACCGGCCCUGGCGGCCUAUUCCCUUGCCCUGACAGCACUGAAUAAACGUUGGAUAGCGCGUCGCUUUGCACGACUCACAUACCCGAACAUCCGACACGCCAUCCGCAUUUUCAACAAUUUACAACAGGUACCAUUGAGGAUUGUGAAGGAUGAUGCACUCCUCGCUUCCCUUGUUGUCCUUUGGCAAAAUGAUGAAUGGUGGGCUGAACUCGAUGAGUGUCUCAACGAUACACAUUCCUGGUCCAUUUCCACGGUUACUUCAAUUGCCUGGGUUGUAAUCGCAUACGUUUUCACUGUGCUGGACUCUUUCACCACAGAUCUCGGGCCAUGCAGUCAAGCGAUUGGACAGGCAGUCGCGUCACUUUGGUUAUGGCUCCUGCCUAUCAUCAUCGGUUGGAUGAUGAUAUCACCGAAAUGCGACUCUCUCAGAUUGAGCAGCACGAUAGAGCGUGCAAAUAGAAUUGCCUACGUUGCUACAGACGACGGCAGCAUCAUCCCUACAAGCCAUUCUGGCUCCGAAAAACACGCUGUCGAACUCACAAUCUCGGAAGGGGAUACACUCACUUGCGAUGAGAAGCGCACGGCGGCCGUUUACCAUUACGCAAAGUUCCUGUCCUGGGUGAUGGCAGUGGAGGAGGUGUGGGAGGCGUUUCAUGGCGCAUCAGAUCACUAUUACAGCCACCUUCCUGUGGAUCCGACCAUCAAUUGGGAAACAGUUGAUAGGAACCAGCGACCCCCUGAGCGCAAUCGCGUCGGCAAUCGGCGUCAAUUGGAGGAGUACUGCAGACCCCUCCGUGCCCGGACAACUCGCAGCUGUUGGGGGCCAAAUGUGAUCUCGAGAAUGGUCAUCGCCUCAUUUCUUGCCAUGGUGUUGCAGUGGGGAACGGCAGGUUCAGCCAUUAUUGUAAUUUGGUUCACUCCCACCAUCGGUUUGAGCUGUCGUUCAGCUUCGUUUAUCGUCUACGCAGUCCUAUCUACCAUCGUUUGGAUUCUUCUCGUUUCCUCCAGCAUCCUGACACAUUAUGCCACCAUGCAACCCCUCGAUUUCAGACACUGGCAUCAGCCUUUCAACGACUGGUCCAUAAGGGCCGCCAGAUUGACCUCCAUCUUCCUUCGGUGUAUCGGGAAGUUGAUCGCCACGCUCAACGCCAUCUGGAUCCUUGUUUCAUGCAUGCUCCAGCUCAGCAACUUCUAUGAUACGUGCUACUGCAAUAGCAAUGUUUUCUCAUUACAGGGUCGUGCGUACACCGUCAUUCAGUUAGUGGUUGGUGAUCUUGCAGGCAUGAUGGGUGCGCGGAUAGGUGGUGUGUGCCUGGCGGCAGGAGUCGUGGUGAUAUUCGUUGGGUUCGUCGUCUUGCAUCAGUAA